AUGCCUCUUGUUGUACCGGGAAUCAACUCCACCAUGGGCGAUAAGUCAGAGUGGGUCAAUAAGCUGAUGGGCAAGACCAUCGGUGAUUCUAGUAAUGAGACGUCAUUUGCUAAGCGGGACCUCCCUGAGUCUCAUCGUGUUCUGAAGCCUGGUGACAUGAAGUCUAUGGAUCAUAACCCGGACAGACUCAACGUCCACGUCGACGAAGAAGGUGCUGUGAACAACGUCACCUAUGGUUAG
Molecule: messenger RNA, 240 nt
Organism: Penicillium nucicola
Lineage: Eukaryota; Fungi; Ascomycota; Eurotiomycetes; Eurotiales; Aspergillaceae
Exons: 3
Coding region: 1-240 (79 amino acids)
Source: RefSeq, a predicted model, not a curated record